Messenger RNA from Amoebophrya sp. A25, 623 nucleotides. Lineage: Eukaryota; Dinophyceae; Syndiniales; Amoebophryaceae. The record is from the annotation of a GenBank genome assembly.
GCAGAGCACGAGGCGCACGCCUAGUCGAUGCACAAGUAGCUGCCAGUCGGAAACGCAAGCGGCUAACUACUAAUCUUAUGUCCCUUCGCCUUGCAUAUUCAAUAUUUUCAUCACUACUACUUCUCCUACUAGGCGUGACGCGGCGUCUUUAGUACUAAGUCACUCUUUCUAUAUCUACAAGGUGGCGGAUUCUUUCGACAACAUCUACAAGGCAAAGGCCAUUCUAAUACUGGCUACAUGGUCGAACGCGAUACGGUUUUGAACGAAGAUGCGCAAGAGACGGACGACCCUGGUGAGCUUUUUAUACGUGAGGACGCCUCUCAGUCGCCAAUUUUUGCUGGAGACCAAGAGAUGGAGCAGUGGCCUGCUUCAGUAGGUGCUAUUGAGGAAGAUCAAGAUGGAUAUGGAAGUAAUCGAAGUCUUCGAGAGCUGAGCUACAUGGAGAAGACGAGCGCUGUUGCGGAAGCAGACGUGCCGGGUAAUGAAAACAAGGGAAGGGAUUUGAAUGCGGAUGCAGAAAAGGCAUCUUUUGAGGACGAAACAUCCAAGAACGAGGGAUCUCUUUUUAGUGAAGGCAAAGCACUUUCUCCACAAAAUGAAGACCUCCAACGAACAAAGCCUUC